Messenger RNA from Anolis carolinensis (green anole), 2068 nucleotides. RefSeq names its product E3 ubiquitin-protein ligase Topors. NCBI's taxonomy places the organism in Eukaryota, Metazoa, Chordata, Lepidosauria, Squamata, Anolidae. The record is from RefSeq and is a predicted model, not a curated record. The transcript is spliced from 3 exons. Gene Ontology annotation, molecular function: metal ion binding; ubiquitin protein ligase activity. Gene Ontology annotation, biological process: protein polyubiquitination; protein monoubiquitination. Bases 166 to 1953 code for a protein of 595 amino acids.
UAAGCUUGUCAUGAGACAUGGAUCCCUAAGGGAAAGGAGAGAGACAUGAGGAGAAAAGGAGGCCAGAAACAACUUCAGAGUGGAGUUUUUAAAAGAUACUAAACAAGAAGGAAGAAAGGAUAAGCAAAUGUCUGGGCCACCUGUGAUGUUGCGGUAAUAAAGGUGAUGGCAUCAUCAAAUGAAGAGGUCAAUUCUUCUGGUAACAGCUUUUCAUACCUUACGGGAACAGGAAAUGAGAACAUUGCCAUAGCAUCUGAUGGACCUUCAGACUCAAGAUGUCCUAUCUGCUUGGAAAAAAUACAGAACGUGGCCUUCUUAAAUCCAUGCUUUCAUCGAUUCUGUUUUGCUUGUAUCCUAGAGUGGUCAGACAGGAAAGCAGAAUGCCCACUCUGUAAGCAGCAUUUUAAUUCCUUUUUUCACAAUAUCAAAACUGAUACAGAUUUUGAAGAAUACAUUGUUCCUUCUGAAAAUGUAUGCUAUGGUAAUUGUGAAGAGAGAUCAAGAACUGCUGAAAGACAUGAGUUCCCAGAAGAUAACGGGAUUUUGAAUGAAGUACAUUCAGGUCAUCACUCUCAAGGCUCAAGGCUGAGAACACUUGAUGAGUUAAUGGGACAUCUUGGUAUAAGGAGGACACCUUAUGCAGGAGGAUUGUCUCUUGGACAAAUUCAAGAGCAUGUUACAAUAAAAUUCAGAAGGGCCCUCUAUCAAUCUGGAGUGCGUGUCAGAAAUGUCCAAAGUAGAGGUUUUUAUAGGGAUAUAUCAGCAGAUUUUUUCCACAGAAAUCCCGCCCACCUUAACAGAUUAGUUCCCUGGUUGAAACGUGAACUACGAGUGCUGUGUGGAGCACAUCCAUCUUUGAUCAACAACAUACAGCAUAUCAUUUUGAAUAAUAUAACAAUUUAUGAUCUGGACAGCCAAGCAUUUUCUGAAAUUAUUCAGCCUUAUUUGCUCCACUUAACUAAUCACUUCCUGCAUGAAUUCAUCAAUUUUGCCCGUUCCCCUUUCAACAUUAGGGCCUAUGACUGGCGAGCCAGUUAUGACUUCCCUUUUCCUACAGAUGAUGAUGAGUCCCAAUCUUAUUCAUCAUUUACAACAUCAUCUUCAGAAGAGGAGGAGGAGGAAGAGGGGGAGGAAGAGGAAGAAGAAGAAUGGGAAAGUGAAGACUCAGAAGAGAAUGCAGAAGAAUCAGUGUCAAGUAAUGAAGAAGGGACAUGGGAUGAUGAAAUGCAGAGAUCAGCCAGUUCUGAUUCAGAUCAUACUCUGGAUGAGAUUUUUCUUCCUUUUGGAUCUUCAGAUGGUGAACUAUUAAGAAGUGAUGACAACAUCCAUGCAUUUUUUCAAGCUGAGGUACAGUUAGGCACAAACCACAGACACAGUACAUUACAUAAAUGUGGUCUUGAUGAGCCUGAAGAGAAUACAUCAACACCAUGCAAGUCUAUCCCCAAAUGUUUCGAGGCUUCAAAACACAUUUCAAUACAUUUCACUGAUGAUGAAGAAGAAGAAGGGCUGAUGAAUGAGCAAGAGGCCUUAAGAAGUCACUGUUUUGACAACAGUACUCAUAGUAGUACACAUUCUACUACUACCUCUAAUGUUGUCCACCGUUCUAACAGUAAUCAAAUGCUUAAUAAUCCACAGCUUCCAUCUCAUGAACAAGAAAACGAUAGCAUGGAGAAGACACUAUUGCACAAACAAGAGGCAGUUAGCAGCAAACUGAUCCGCCAUGAAGGAAAUGAGAUAUUUGUGGUUAAGAUACUUCAACCACAGACAGAAGACAUGUUGGUUAUUGAGCAUUUCGAAUGGAAAACAAGUGACAGGGAUGAUUUUGCUCAACUUCAAUGGCAUGGUGAAGAAACGUCUAACUUUAUGGGACCGAACUCUUCCACAGACAUAAUUCCAGGUGGUCCUGCUACCAAGUAUGAAGGUGGAUGUUUUUCACAUAUCAGAAGACCAUGAUUUGUAUAUCAGAAAAUUCAGUCCACGGGGGAAGUAUUAAGUGGCCCUCUUCUGGAGGUUAAACAUUACCCUCAGUUCAAUAAAUUCAUAUAUAUAUGAAAAAAAUGUUUAAUCC